UUUAAAGCUGUGAGCUCAGCCGAUGAGUCAGAGCCAUGCAAUCCUGACACUGCAUCGUGGGACUGGAGGUGAGAGAGAAUCAAAAACAGGAGCUGUAGAUUUCAGCCAAGUACAGUGCAGGACUUCGCUUUGCUUGUGCACAGAAGGGGAGCUGAGUAGUGACCACUUCGUGGGAUAUUCUUGAUUGCAAGAGAACUUCCUGCUUCUUUCCUGGGAGCCUUGAGGAUCGGGUCUGGAAAACACUUUUUUGUCGUUUCUUGGGAAGUGAAACAAAAAGAGAGAGAAAGGACUCGCUCCGUUACAUAAUUCUGACAGUGUCUGCCUCAUAUUAGGACGAGGCAUUGUGAUCAGGUGGACUCCAGCAUCCUCUGAACUGCAGAGAAGAAGAGCAGAAAGAAGAAAGGGAAAGGCGCACAGAGGAAAAGGAGGUGGAGGCACUUCCAUCUGGACUUGUACGAAACUGGAACUGGAUGGGAAAGUGAACUGUUUGGUGUCUUUUCUUCCCCCAGUCUCUGAGAUGGGUGGGUUGUAAAUCUGUGUGUGUAACUGGGAAUAGACUGAACCAUGAAUCUUCAGGCUCAACAAAAGUCUUCAAACAAGAGGGCUGGGAAACGGAUUGCAUAUUUUAAUGAGCAGGAUAUAGCUGUGCCAUCGAAAGAACUGCAACAGCAGCUGAAGGAAGGACAGUACUAUGGACACGGAGGGGAAAUACCUGCUUCACAAACUAUGGAGCUUUCUAAAGCAGGGGGUUUAACUGGUGCUCCCAACAAUGUUGCCUUGAUGAACUCUGUUGUUUAUACUCAAGAUAGGGGGGAUUCCAUGAUGAUGUCUCAGCAGCUGGCUGCUGUCAAAUGGCAGAACUCAUUGAUGGGGAACAGGUUGCCUGAGAGGAUUGAUUCCAGUUGGCAGCCUUCACCUGCAGCAUGGAACCACAGUGUGGUCUAUGGGGGCAAUCAGAAAGGGGUCCACCACAAUGCCAGUGCCCCAGGUUUCUAUGGCCAUCCUGAAGCUCUGAAAAGAAGCCAGGAAAAAGAAAUGGAGGUGCAGCAGCUAGAAAUAUAUGGAGAUGCUGCUGUUCAGCAGAUGAUGGCCCAGAAGCGUCAGCUGGAACAACAAGCACUAAUCAGGCAGCAAGCGCAAAUGAAUUCGUAUCACCAGAUGCAGAAGCAGCAACAGCAGAAUCAGACUCUACCUUUACAGCCUUUCCAGCUUGCAUUCGGUCACCAAGGCCAGAAGCAAGGCCUUCCUGAAUUGUUACAUGUCUUUCAACAAGCCCCAGCUUCCUCCAACCCAGUCUUUACUACCCAGCAGAAACAACAGUCUCUUCCUCAGCUGCAACUGUUUGAAAACUUCUACCCACAACAGCAGCAACAGGCCACCACGCAAGCCUUCAACCUCCAGCAAGCUGCUUCUAUAGCACAGCCCCAUGUGGCAGCAACAGCACCCCAGCAUCAUAUGGUGGCCCACCAGUACCAGCAACCGGAGAGGAACCAGGAACUCUUGAAAGCCCUAACAGAGCAAAACCAACAGACUGUGCUACCUCAGACCCAGAUACCCUUUCCUAGGAGAUCAAGGAGACUCUCCAAGGAAGGCAUUUUGCCAUCCGCUUCUUCAGGAGAAAUAUUGGCUUCUAAACCAGUAGAGGAACAAGCUAGCAAUCUGUUCCUGCAUCACUGGCAACCACAGCAGCAAGGACUCCAGUUUCAGCAUGAGACUGAAGCUCUGGGCCACAACAAGGGUAGCUAUCCACAGCCCACGAGAACACACCUAGGACAAAAGGAGACCCUGAGUAGUAACGAGUUGAACCAGCCUGACACAGAGAGGCCGGCCACAUCCUAUAAUAGCAGAGAUGGGGAGAAGCAAGUGGCAAUGACCGAAGAAAGCACUCCGAGAACUAAUGACUUUGUGGGGGUGAGAGGUGGUGUGAUCCAGAGCACCCGAAGAAAACGGUGUGUUUCUCAAGAGGCCAACCUGCUAACUCUGGCACAAAAGGCUGUUGAGCUGGCUUCUCUUCAAAAUGACAAGGAAUUGGAUACUUCAGAAGAGAAGAAGAAUGUGGUGGCUGCAGCACCUGCAGCAGCCAAAAGUGUUUUGGAAUUUGCCAGUUCUCCACAAGCCUCCAAGAGACCCCGGGAAGAUAGCAGUCUUGUUCCUCUAAUCAUGCCUGUGUCUGUGCCAGUGAAGAAAUUCGACUUGCAAGCUAUUGGGAAGGAAAAGGGUGAGGAAGGGAAACUCCAGAGGGUGCUGGCAAAUGAUCGAGGUCUUUCUGAACGCAAACCCUCUGUGAUAGUCACCCGAAGAAGGUCCAAUCGCAGCUCCAACAUGGAAACCUCAGUCCAGCAUGAAGAUGCUGUUCCAAAGGAAGAAUCGGAGGGCUUUUCCCGGAAACCAAAGCAGCGCCCAAGACCUGAGCCACUCUUCAUACCACCGAAAGCAGGCACCUUCAUUGUCCCUCCAGUCUAUUCCAACAUCACUCCAUAUCAGAGCCACUUACGCUCACCUGUGCGCCUUGCAGAUCACCCUUCAGAUAGGAACUUUGAGCCUCCUCCUUACACACCUCCACCGAUUCUCAGCCCAGUGAGAGAAGGGUCUGGGCUGUAUUUCAAUGCUAUUCUCUCUGCUAGUGGUCUCUCAAUUCCACCUCCAAUGACCCCUAAAAGUACUCACAGAACUCUGCUGAGAUCUAAUAGUUCAGAAGUCACCCCUCCCAUCCUUUCAGUAAUGGGGGAGGCCACCCCAGUCAGCAUUGAACCGCGAAUCAACGUGGGAUCCCGGUUUCAAGCAGAAAUCCCUGUGCUCCAAGACAGAUCUUUGGCAUCAGCUGACAAGCAUAAGGCGGACGUGGUGUGGCAGCCAUGGGGGGACCUGGAAAUCAACCAAACUACUCAAGAGAAUGUGGAAAAUCUGCUAACUGCUGCCUGUUCAAGUAUUUUUCCUGGGGCUGGUACCAAUCAGGAGCUGGCGCUGCACGUCUUGCAUGAAGCAAAGGGAAACAUUCUGGCUACUUUGACCAAAUUGCUGCUGAAGAGGCCAAUGCGAUCGCCACACCACCCACUGGCAGACUAUCACUACACAGGAUCGGACAGGUGGAAAGUUGAUGAGAAGAAACUUUUCAACAAAGGCAUUGCAAUCUACAAGAAAGACUUUUUCCUGGUCCAGAAACUUAUAAAAACCAAGACGGUGGCCCAGUGUGUAGAGUUUUACUACACAUACAAAAAACAAGUGAAAAUUGGUCGGAAUGGGACCUUAAUCUUUGGGGACAUUGAUGCCACUAAUGAGAAGUCUAUGAAAGAUGAAGCUGAGGUUGAUAUCAAGAGUUCCCAUAGGUUUGCACGUGUUCUUCCUCCCAGAAAGGAGAAUUACAGUGAGGAACAUACGCACGUGGAGGAGGUGUCUGAGAAGGAGGAAGAGUUGGAUGACAGGAAGAGCACAGUGCCUCCCAAGGCCACGCAGACACUACAAGCCAGUGAAGUGGUCAAUGAGAUCCUUAUUUCAAGAACCGAGGAGUCUAAUGCCCCAGGGGAAGCCAGCAGUAGGACUGUAAGGAAGCCUAAGGAGGCAGCAGUGAAGCCUCAAAAGACUCCUCCCCCAGUACAGAGGAGGAGACGGAAACCAAAGCCAAAACCAGACACACCCAGUAAAGCUCAGAACCAAGAGAACACGUUUCCAUGUAAAAAAUGUGGCAGGGUCUUCUACAAGGUGAAAAGCCGCAGUGCUCACAUGAAGAGCCACGCGGAACAGGAGAAGAAGGCAGCAGCAUUGAAACAGCGAGAGAAAGAGGAGGAGGCGGCGGCGGCGGCAGCAGCAGCAGCGCAGCGGGAGGAGAGCAGUGACGAGGGGAGCAGCAGCAGCAGUGACAGCAGUGGCAGUGGCAGCUCGGAUGAGAAUGGGGAGAUUUAG
Messenger RNA from Emys orbicularis (European pond turtle), 3900 nucleotides. RefSeq names its product mitotic deacetylase associated SANT domain protein (gene MIDEAS). Gene Ontology annotation, cellular component: histone deacetylase complex; transcription regulator complex. The record is from RefSeq and is a predicted model, not a curated record. Gene Ontology annotation, biological process: regulation of transcription by RNA polymerase II; negative regulation of DNA-templated transcription. Gene Ontology annotation, molecular function: transcription corepressor activity. Bases 565 to 3900 code for a protein of 1111 amino acids. The transcript has 13 exons. NCBI's taxonomy places the organism in Eukaryota, Metazoa, Chordata, Testudines, Emydidae.